This is a messenger RNA of Cuscuta campestris, 1111 nucleotides long. The record is from the annotation of a GenBank genome assembly. NCBI's taxonomy places the organism in Eukaryota, Viridiplantae, Streptophyta, Magnoliopsida, Solanales, Convolvulaceae.
CUCCGGACUCUAAGCCUAAUUUAUAUACAUCAUCUUCUCCAGUUCUCCCAGAUCGUCAGUCAGUAGAUGACCAUAGACUCCAACUCAACCAUUUCUGCAACUCUCUUCUCCACCUUCGCACUCCUAUUCAACUCGGGUGUUCUAUUCGAACCUCCGGCGUGAGGGGGACGUGCUCUAUAGCAUGGUGAAGCUCAUCGACAUCGAGCUCACCGUGGAGACACUCGGGCGCGUCGUUAGGCUUCCCUACCAAGGUGGUGGCAUCUCCACUUAUGGCAACGACGAGUGGCUAAUCAACAACGAGGAGUUAGUCAUUGACGAGCUCGGCAUAACCGAACUUAUUCGGCAUGCCGCCGGGCACCCCAUGAUCCACUGCGCGGCCCCGGAGAGCCAGUUGCUCCUAUACAACAUCACCCGGAUUCUCAAGCCCUGGGAUGGAAGCCACACAACCAUGUUCGGCAAGCACCUGAAGGUCAUACACGCCAUCAUGCAUGGGGCCCCAAUAAAUUGGCCCAACCCCGUCACUCGGGCCACAAAAGUUUGGGUCAUAGACAAUCAAAUUUUCAAGAAGAAGCCAGACACCGGCGCCACUACCACACGCCACACCACUACCCCACGCCAUGCUGCAACUCCAGCCCGCGCCACCCUCACCUCCAUCGCCUACUCCACCAACCGUCUUAGCCUCACGGUGGACGGCAUGGGCAGCUUGAUUGAGAGGAUUGACGUGGCGGUUCAAAGACGAGGCUAUGUCAUGCAAGCCUACUCUGAACGUGUCAACAACGUGCCACCGCCAUACCAAUCAACCUUCCUCGGGCAGGACUUCGUUGAAGAUGAAAACAACGACUCUUAUGCCCCUUUAAGCUCCCCGGAUGACGAAGAGCUUGAUGAGGAAGUUGGUGGAGAUCCCUUGAACGACAAGGACGACGAGGAAAAGGACGAAGAAGAAGAUGAAGACGAGGGUUAGGCCACUGCUCCUAGAAUUUCUAUCUCUUCUCUUUUUUUCUUAUUAUCAUACAUAUUUUUUAUUAUUCAUGCAACCUAUGGUUUUUUUGUGUUAUUAUUAUUAAAUAUCUAUGGAUCAAAAUAAAUUUACCAAUGAAUAUUGAUUAUAAUU